Cynocephalus volans (Philippine flying lemur) is the source of this 945-nucleotide messenger RNA. Its product is annotated as vomeronasal type-1 receptor 1-like. The coding region runs from base 1 to 945 and encodes 314 amino acids. Lineage: Eukaryota; Metazoa; Chordata; Mammalia; Dermoptera; Cynocephalidae. Gene Ontology annotation, molecular function: pheromone receptor activity. Gene Ontology annotation, cellular component: membrane. Gene Ontology annotation, biological process: G protein-coupled receptor signaling pathway. The transcript has a single exon. The record is from RefSeq and is a predicted model, not a curated record.
AUGGCCUCUUCCAACUUAAAAAUGGGGAUUAUCUUCCUAAUUCAGACAGGAGUGGGAAUCCUGGGUAAUUCCUUUCUUCUUUGUCUUUAUAACCUCACUUUAUUCACUGGGCACAAGGUGAGACCCACAGACUUGAUUCUCAAACAACUGGUCAUAGACAACAACUUGGUGCUUUUCUCCAAAGGGAUCCCUCAGACCAUGGCAGCUUUUGGAUGGAACUAUUUCCUGGAUGAUGUUGGAUGUAAACUUGUCUUUUAUUUACACAGAGUGGGCAGAGGAGUUUCCCUCAGCAUCACCUGCCUGUUGGGUGGCUUCCAGGCCAUUAGGCUUCAUUCUAAUAUCUCUGGGUGGAUGGAGCUCAGAAUAAGAUCCCCAAAGUGCAUUGGCUUCUGCUGUUUUGUCUGCUGGAUUCUGCAUCUCCUAUUAAACAUCUAUAUUCCUAUGAAAGUAACUGGGCCAUUGAACAGCAAAAACCUUAGUUUGAAAAAAAUAUAUGGCUACUGUCCUAGGCUACCACUAGAUAAAUUUAUAGGCUCAAUAAAUGUUGCCAUGUAUUUUUUCUUUGACUUUAUGUGUUUGGGCCUCGUGGUCUGGGCCAAUGGCUCGAUGGUAUUUGUCCUGCACAGGCACAAGCAGAGAGUCCAACACAUUCACAGCCACAACCUUUCCUCUAGAUCUUCCCAUGAGGCCAGAGCCACGUGCACCAUCCUGAUCCUGGUGAGCACCUUUGUCUCCUUUUACUCUCUCUCUUCUAUUUUGUCUUUUUGCAUAGCGCUUAUUCUGAGUCCAAAACAGUGGCUGGUAAACACUGCUGUGUUCACAGCAUCAUGUUUUCCUGCAUUCAGCUCCUUUGUGCUCAUCAGCACUGAUGAGCGUGUCUCUCAGUUCUACUUUGCCUGCUGGACGAGAAAAACAAUUUUCCAUAAUCUAGUAAAAUGGCAGUAA